This is a messenger RNA of Megalobrama amblycephala (Wuchang bream), 3512 nucleotides long. RefSeq names its product phosphatidylinositol glycan anchor biosynthesis, class U (gene pigu). The transcript is spliced from 12 exons. Gene Ontology annotation, cellular component: membrane; GPI-anchor transamidase complex. NCBI's taxonomy places the organism in Eukaryota, Metazoa, Chordata, Actinopteri, Cypriniformes, Xenocyprididae. The coding region runs from base 60 to 1367 and encodes 435 amino acids. The record is from RefSeq and is a predicted model, not a curated record. Gene Ontology annotation, biological process: attachment of GPI anchor to protein; protein localization to cell surface.
GGUUGUGAACUACAUUUCCCAGAGUGCAUCGCGCUGACAGCUUCUUCCUCGCGACAAAAAUGGCGGCUCCUUUAACACUCCUAAUCAUAGUGGCUGUGACAAUAAGAGCCGUUUUAUUCCGCUCCAGUUUGGCAGAAUUAAUUUCAGAAAGGGUCGAGGUAGUGUCGCCUUUGAAUGCGUGGAAACGAGUUGUGGAGGGUCUUGCCUUGUUGGAUCUUGGGGUCUCACCUUACUCAGGAGAUGUGUUUCAUGAAACACCCCUUGUCAUAUACCUCUUUCAUUUUGUGGUGGACUAUGCAGAGGUUGUUUUUAUGAUAGCAGAUGGAAUCACAGCAGUGGCUCUUUAUCUGUCAAUCCAGACUUAUAACAAGAAUGUGUUUAGAAAACAGAAAUAUGCCUUGGAAUCGGACCGGUAUCCCGCCGACUGUUUGGAGCUCCUCCGCUCUCCCAAGGAGAUGUUCUACAUCCCCCUCAAAGUUGCCAUGUUUUAUCUGUUGAACCCCUUCACCAUCCUGUCUUGUGUGGCAAAGUCGACUUGUGGGCUGAACAAUGCCAUUAUUGCGCUCUUCAUUCUCUGUACAUUAAAAGGUAGUGCCUUGUUGAGCGGGAUAUUUUUGGCCUUGGCCACAUAUCAAUCCAUCUAUCCUCUGACCCUGUUUGCUCCUGCAUUAUUGUUCCUCCUGCAGAGGUUGUAUAUCCCAGUAAACCUGAGGAGAAGUAGUUUCUGGUUCUUCACUCUUCAGUAUGUGUUCAUAUAUGUGGGCAGUCUGGUGGUGAUCACUGGACUCUCUUUCUUCCUCCUGGGCUCCUGGGACUUCAUCCCUUCUGUCUAUGGAUUCAUAUUUUCUGUUCCAGACCUCACUCCAAACAUCGGACUCUUCUGGUACUUCUUCGCAGAGAUGUUUGAGCACUUUCGUCUCUUCUUCAUCUGCGUCUUCCAGAUCAAUGUCUUUUUUUACACCAUCCCGCUUUCCAUCAAACUCAAGGAGCAUCCAGUGUUCCUCAUCUUCAUGCAGAUUGCCAUCAUCUCCAUCUUUAAGUCGUACCCCACCGUGGGAGAUGUCGCCCUAUACAUGGCAUUUUUGCCAGCCUGGAGUCACCUCUACCGAUUUUUGAGAAACAUCUUCCUGGUGUCAUGUGUGCUGUUGGCGUGCUCAGCGCUCUUUCCUGUACUCUGGCAUCUGUGGAUAUACGCUGGCAGUGCCAACUCAAAUUUCUACUAUGCCAUCACGUUGCUCUUCAACUUUGGACAGAUCCUCCUGGUAUCGGAUUAUUUCUAUGCCUACCUGCGUCGAGAACAUCACCUGACGCACGGCCUCUACCUGAAGAAGGAAGAUGGCACUGAAGCCACUCUAGUGUUAAAGUGACCUUCUUUCACAGGACUAAGAGAUCUCACCGACUGCCUCACACUCCCUUAUCUUUACUUGUUUUUUUAUUUAACUUUCCAUUCACACUACAUUCCCCCCCCCCCCCCCCCCCCUCCCAGGUCUUUUACUUUUUCACCUCAACUUGCCUCUCCUUUCUUUUUUUUCAAAACCUGUUACUUUCUUUUGCACAUUUGAGCAUUGUACCUCAUGUUUGGAUUUUGACACCCCCUCUUGGACCAAAGCUGUUUUGUAAGAGACUUUUUGAUAAUGGAGCCAACUGAAGGUAUCUGAGUGAUACAGGAACUUUACUAUUACUUUAUUUGGCUCCUAUGAAUUGUGUAAAAAGAGGUGGGUAGAAAGGUUAUUUUCACUUUUGUUUUGCUUGUUUUUCUUUGUUUCAAAGGAUUUGCUUUCUUUAUUAAACUCCAUUCAGACAGUGAGGUUGCUUAGUUGGAAGUGCAGUUUGUAGUCAUGGUCAGUAGAGGGUAUAAUAUGAAUGUGCAGUGAUGGUACAAACUCUGACUGCAGAGGGCCCAAACUGACAGACUCCUCAGAGCCUUUGUGGACGUUUUAGCAGACAGUCCAACAUGAAGAGGUGGUUUUGUUCAAAUGUUCUUUGAAUGUUUUUUUGUUUGUUUGUUUGUUUGUUUUUUUGGUUUGACUCAAACAAAUAAGAGUUGCUUAAAUAUUCAGAUUUGGUGCUUUUUGUAUGACAGUUUUGUUUUAUGUUAUUACAGAAUGAGGGAUUAAACUGCACUGCAAUCUUAUUUAUUUUUUUAAUUGGUGAUGGUUUGAAUUGUUUAUUGUUCUGAUUCUGGAUUUACUUUGAUCCGUGCUUUUGAUCUAACUCCAGAACACGUGAAUUGAUCUACUACACACCUGUAUGACUCAGCCCUCUUGUGGUUGGACCAUCCUUGUAGACCUUAAUUCAUGGAAUUUUCCAUUGCCUGUACUGUUUCCAGACUUCUCUAAUAAUCUGCCCUUUGGCCAGGUAGGAAGACGUAAACAUCCGUUUGGCUUUGAUUAUGAGGUCACCUGAUCCAAAGUCUAGUGUGUGGAAGUCAUCUCUAAUGUCAUAAAGAUGUAGAUAUUGAAAGUUUACAAACGGAUGCUUGCCAUUUUAUUUACACAUGCAAAGAUAUCCUUAUCAUACCUUAUGUUGACCUGAUUGUAUAACGCAAAUGUAUUUUCCUUAAGCAAAUUGUCAUCAGUAUUUUAUAUCAUACUGUAAUUUAAACUGUUACUAACAGGAAUAUAGUUCAAAAAUAAUUUAACUCUUAAUAAUUUUUUUUUUUUUUUGCCUUGAUUAUGAGUAAAAAUAUGCUAAAUUAAGACUUGAAGACUUGUUUUCAAUUAAGUUUACUUUUCUUACCAUAUUGGCAAUACUUUUUUUCUAUUUUAAGCCUCACUUUUUUUGUUUAAUGUAUGCUUAAAUCAAAAAAGAUCAAGGUAAGAAAAAAAUAACUUGUUAUAUAUUUUAUAUCUUUUACAAGAUAUAAAGUUUUGAAAGUAAAUUUAUUUUGUUUUGUGAAUAUUUAGAUAUUUUUACUGGAAAUCAAGACAAAUUUUUUUUUUUUUUUUGGUUGUAUAAAACAUCAUUUUGACUGAAAAUUCUGACCUUAAAUGAACAUUUUGAGCAAAAAUAAAGUAAAUGUGUUACCCCAGUAGAUAAAACCUUUCUUUAAGUUGGACUAAGACCUUUCUGUCCUUGUGAAGGUUAUUUGUGUUCUUCUGGAUGAUUUUCCCCCAUGUUUUACUUUGGAUGAACAAGUGCUACACAGACUUGCAUUCAUAAAUGUUCUUGGUACUGAGUUAGAAACAUUUGAAUGGACUGGGAACUGUCAAAAAAUAUGUGGUUGGCACGAUUAAGGGCUUUCCUCCUGCUCGCAUCAGAGAUGGAACUGCAGGGAAUAUUUUAAAUACUUAAACGUUUUUUCAAGAUUCUUUUCUCAUUUUGAAUGCCUAACAGUGGUUCAGAAAUGUGCACAAUGAAGUAUUACGCAUGAAAUAACCUCCAUUUCACAUUAUUCUGGUUCCCCUUUUGGUCAGAAAGAAGAGUUUGGGAUGUUUAGGAUGUCAAGACACUGAGUUUCAAUGAUUUGUAAAUUAUGUUGUGUUUAAAAUGCCAAUAAAGAUUAUUUCUCA